CAUGGGAAACAGAAAUAGACAGUUUUAUCAACUCUUCAUUUCAUUUCAUAGAAUCAAAGUUUCAGCGUUUUGUGAAAAUUACGAGUUUGAUCUUGGCACAAAAUGGGGAUAGAAGGUAAAAAUGAUCUUAAUCGUGUCGGUUGGUUCAGUGAAAUGGGUUACAUAUCCAUUGGAGAUCCUUACAAAAGAAAACAAAAUGUUUUCAAUGAGUUAUCACAUAAAGGUAAACAAAUGCUUCCUGGUGGCAGUAAAACAAGAUCGGCACGCCAAGAUGGUUACUUUGAAAAAGAAUUCUCAAGGAUUAUGGAAGCAGAAUCUUAUAAUGAUCCUGUAAAAAGACGACAACAAGAACGUGUUAAGCAAUCCAAACUUAAUCUUGCUAAUGCUUUUGUCCCAAGCAGUGGAGAUAAAUUACCAUCUGGCGCUGGUAACCAUUAUGGAACUUUUAGCGGUCCCGUAGAGGCAUUCAGUGCAGCACAAAAAGAUAAGAAAUCAUAUCAAUCACCUGGUAAAAAUUUUAUCACCAACCCACCAAAAAAGGGAACUGGUUUUGGCUAUAUUAAUGUCACCAUUGGUCAGACUCCAAAGUAUACUGCUGACCCUUAUGAUCGUGCCAAAGAAAUUAGAAAUAAAGAUCAACAGACAAGCAUUAAAGUGAGAAAAGGGGGAGCGUUCCGCUUAAAUUUACAUCCCAAUGCUUUUUUUGAUGGCAAUCCGUACAAGACAAACAAGCCAUUACCACCGUUAAAAGAAAACAAACCAAAACCACAUAUUGUAAAACCUUUUAAACAAAGCUCUCCUGGGAAAGAGAUUGGUGGAUGUAAAGCAGGAUGUUUUGAAACGUAUCCUUCUCAUUCACACAAUCCAUAUCAACCAAAGAAAUCUUCGUCAGAUCCUCCCCAAGGAAAGAAUAUUUUCCGACCCACACAAGGACCAAAAUCCACACCGUUUGGCUCCAUAAUCAAACAAAAUGUUGAAAGGAGGAUAAAUGCAACGAAUUUUCGCCAAGCUGUUCUGGUAAAAACAUGAUACAUAUAACUGGUAAAGAUGUUUUACGACUUACUAUUGAGUAAUGACUUGUCAAUAUGUAAGAAAAGUUUUUAAUGAGUCGAUACAGAAAUGUUUGCGCGCAGUGUUUGUUGUCAUUUUUAUUAAAAUGUGAUUACAAAAUUUUAA
Xenia sp. Carnegie-2017 is the source of this 1176-nucleotide messenger RNA. RefSeq names its product UPF0602 protein C4orf47 homolog. Gene Ontology annotation, cellular component: centrosome. The record is from RefSeq and is a predicted model, not a curated record. The transcript has 8 exons. NCBI's taxonomy places the organism in Eukaryota, Metazoa, Cnidaria, Anthozoa, Malacalcyonacea, Xeniidae. The coding region runs from base 103 to 1029 and encodes 308 amino acids.